Molecule: messenger RNA, 1544 nt
Organism: Ruditapes philippinarum (Manila clam)
Lineage: Eukaryota; Metazoa; Mollusca; Bivalvia; Venerida; Veneridae
Exons: 3
Coding region: 423-815 (130 amino acids)
Molecular function (GO): DNA binding
Source: RefSeq, a predicted model, not a curated record
AAGCUAAAAGAAUUGCUGAACAAACAUACAUAUAAAGGUUUAAAAAAGUAUCAGUGUCAAUGCCUACUAAUUGUCUUCGUGUAGUGUAGGUGAAUUAAAUGCAGUCACCCAGGUCAGAUUUGAUGACACCUUUGUUUUAAUAAGUUGAUGAAAUGAUCACUGACAGAUUGACCCAAUACAUAAAUGAUUGUCACAAAUAUACCACUUAAAUUUAGCUGUGAAAUUAUAACAAUGGCCUGGAUAUGUAUAUUAUCACUUGAGAAGACUUUACAGGUUCAGUAAAGAGCAAGUAUAAGCUGCAAUUACUGACAAAAGUGAGAUAUGGUUAUAUUUUCUGUUACAUUUUGGUAUUGUUAAGUCCAUGUAGAAGCAGAAAGUACAAAAAGAUUUUAAUCAUAUGGAAAAGGAAGCAAUACGCAAGCAUGGCAGGAAAUAUGCCUGCUGUUUUUAAAUACUUCAUAUUGCCAGAAAAAAUUCCUGAUGAUGGCAAUGUGAGAGCUAAAUGCACACUUUGCGUUUCAUAUAUAUCAGGAAAUAUUCAGAGAACAUCAAACUUAAUUACACAUUUGAAGCGUUUACAUCCCAAGUCAGCUGAUGAGUUGAAACAGAAACCAAGUGGACCUGUUGAACAGUGUGAUCCAAAAUACCAAAUGUCAUCAAGAAAACAUCUGUCGGGAAAAUUACUUCAUGACAAAUCUGUUGAAAUUGUGUCCAAUUUGAAACAUAAGCUAAGUUUGGCAACAAGUGUGUGUCUGACCAUUGAUAUCUGGACUUACAGACAAAUGUGCUCAAAAUUGGACAGCAAAGGGGCUUAGCUAUUUAAUUUGACCAGCUAUUUUAUUGAUGGUCUUGCCCAUGAGUAUUUUCAGUAUGCACCGCAGAUCUCUGCAAGCAGCUAAAACGUCAAGCCGUUUAUGAACAGAACUUACGUAAACGGUUUUCUUUGCGUACAGGAAGGGAGUACGGUAGCAAUCAAGGGACCGAGCGUUCUUCUGCAUGUAAUGAAGAACCUAUGGAAGUUGACCAUCAGUGACCGCCACAAAGUUGUCAGUUAUGUAAUGUGAAGGGGCACACGGCAAGAUGCUGUUGCGUAAAUAGAUAGGACGAAUAGUAUAAAUGUCAAUGCAAUAGACUGCUGUGAAUCCAAAGAUUCGAACCGAAUAUAUUGGGCAUGUGGUGAGCGAGGACACAUUCGCGUAAAUUACCUGAAGAAGACUGCAGAGUAGAAAAAACAACAAAGGCCAACCUUUAAACUAGAUAUCUCCUCGUAUGCAGAAGCCGAUAUUGGGAGUAGUAAAACAAGAGGGCCAUGAUGGCCCUGAGGUCGCUCACCUGUAUAUAGCCCCCCCCCCCCACACACACACACCCAUAAAAAGAUGUUUCAUGCUAAACAUCUAAGCUCUAGCUCAUUGGGCUUUUUAAAAAAAGAUUUUUUUAAAGUUUUAACUAUACACAUAUAGUUAAAAACAAUGACACCCCUGGGGCCGGGCCAGUUUUGACCCCAGGGCUUUUAUUUGAACAAACUUUGUAGACACUUACUAGAA